Penicillium malachiteum is the source of this 1899-nucleotide messenger RNA. Its product is annotated as putative serine/threonine protein kinase. Gene Ontology annotation, cellular component: cytoplasm. NCBI's taxonomy places the organism in Eukaryota, Fungi, Ascomycota, Eurotiomycetes, Eurotiales, Aspergillaceae. Gene Ontology annotation, molecular function: protein serine/threonine kinase activity; ATP binding. The transcript has 2 exons. The coding region runs from base 1 to 1899 and encodes 632 amino acids. Gene Ontology annotation, biological process: autophagy; peptidyl-serine phosphorylation. The record is from RefSeq and is a predicted model, not a curated record.
AUGUCAUCAACUAUGGAGUCCCUUAAGAAGAACUUCGUCAAGGAUGAGCUCCUCGAUGGCCGCUUUCGAACAGUGGCUCCACUGAACUCAGGAUCAUUUGGUAUGGUCUACCUCGCCAAGGACAUGAAGACUGACCAGCAGGUUGCCAUCAAGUGCCUGUCCAAAACUCUUUUUCCAGAUUCAUCGGCCCCUUUCCCAAUGGAUGAUCGUUUUGAAGAGCUACAGUGCCACCUUACUUUUGGCUUCCAUCCCAAUCUGGUUAACCUGAUCCACUCCUUCGAGACUCAGACUCACAUGUACUUGGUUUUGGAGUACUGCGCCAAUGGUGACCUCUACGAGGCUAUCCGUUUGAACCGUGGUCCUUUGGAAACUGAACAUGUCCGUGAUUUCAUGUUACAGCUUGUUGAUGCUAUCGAGUUCAUGCAUUCAAAGGGUCUUUACCAUCGCGAUAUCAAGCCUGAGAACAUCUUCUUAACCUCUGAUGGAUCGAUGAAACUGGGUGACUUCGGUCUUGCCACACGAGACUCUUGGUCUCACGAGGCUUGUGUGGGUAGCGACCGUUAUAUGGCCCCCGAACAGUAUGAGCCACCUUCCUCGGGCUACUCUCCUGCCAAGGCAGACAUCUGGUCUGUGGGUAUUUGUUUGUUGAACAUCUUGUUCGCACGCAAUCCAUUUAUCACUCCCACCGAAUCCGAUGUCCUUUUCUUGGACUAUGUCCGUGACCGCCAGUCACUUUUUGACAUCUUUCCCAAUAUGUCUCAGGAUACCUUUGAGAUCUUGACUCAUUCAUUGGCCCUUGACCCUGAGAGACGCUCCCUGUCCGGCGUUCGCAGCUGUAUCUUGCGUGCUGUCUCUUUCACCACUGAUGACGAAUCUCUCGAUGAGUUCUGCACUGAGGAUCGUGAGGUUGUCACCGCCAGUGCCAACCGUGAGCCUCUGCGCACUCCAUCCAUCCAGAGUCCUCAAAUCAACCAUGGUGACUCAUUCCCUGGGCCAAGGCUUUGCAGUCUACUUUCUGUUAUCCCUGACAACGAGAGUUACUCUGAGGAUCUGUUCCCUCCCUCUGAGGUGGCCGGAACUUCCUGGUUCUCUACCCAUGACAACUUGUCGAUGGCCUCGGUCCUUGAAUCUGCCCUCAGCGAAUCUAUUCGCUCCCUUCACAUUCCGCAGAACAAGCGCCCCAUGCUCCCUCGCUCGGAUCCUGUCCCUAUCACUGGGUCUCUCCCAAGCCAUGCCACGAAGCCCUUGCCGUCUUUGUCCAUGGUGUUCGGAAAGAACUCAACUGACCAGAUUUCGAAGAGUUGGAGUGAUCUCUGGGAUGAGGAGGAGUCAGAGAACGAAGAUCUUUCUAUCCAGCAGCGUCGUGAGCAGAACUCUCGCAGCUGGAGCCAAGAAAGCCUUUCGGGCACACAAACUGGAUUGCACGAGCUGGCCUCUGUUAUCCCUAUCGACCAACCCCACACUCCAGUCAUUCAACCCGCUGCCCCUCGCGCUAUCCGAGCCAAUUCUUUGGAAGCUGACAGCGACACCGGAACCUCGAGCAGCACUCCUCGUCCCAUUCCUCGCCAGUUAUCGCCUAAGAAAUCCAAUCUCGACAAGUGGGCCGAAUUGGGCGACAAGCGCCGCAACUGCAAGACCCGAGAACCCUUGAGUCCGCAGCGUGCUGGUCGUAACUGGCGACGUGACUGGGGCCUUGGGUCUUCCGGGUUCGAUCACGGUACUCGACCCAAGCGUGAGUCACCUCAAUCCGAUCGUCGCCGUCAACUCUUCCUUGCAAAGGACUGGCGACGUGAAGCUGCGGAAGCGCCUAAAGUUUCUCCUCUCAAGCACUCGUCAUACGAUGGCAGUGUCGAUGAAGACCUGGAUCUUGUGGGUGGAUGGCAUGAUCUCCACCUGUAG